This is a messenger RNA of Torulaspora delbrueckii, 1281 nucleotides long. It is a transcript of the gene ECM33, whose product is annotated as Ecm33p. Gene Ontology annotation, biological process: fungal-type cell wall organization. Gene Ontology annotation, cellular component: plasma membrane; fungal-type cell wall. The record is from RefSeq and is a predicted model, not a curated record. NCBI's taxonomy places the organism in Eukaryota, Fungi, Ascomycota, Saccharomycetes, Saccharomycetales, Saccharomycetaceae. The transcript is spliced from 2 exons. The coding region runs from base 1 to 1281 and encodes 426 amino acids.
AUGCAGUUCAAGUCUACUAUUUUUGCAGCUGCUUUAGCUGCUACUGCUCUAGCAGCCAACGAUACUGAUGUUCCAUCAUCGUGUUCGAUCUCAUCUGGUGCCACUGCCACUGCUCAGGCCGAUUUGGAUCAAUACAGUGGCUGUACAACUUUGGUGGGUGAUCUAGAGAUCACUGGUGAUUCCUUGACUUCUGCUUCUUUGGCUAACGUCGAAGAGUUGCAAGGUUCUUUGAUUGUUAACAACGCUUCCAAAUUGAACGAUUUCCAUGCUGACUCUUUGAAGAAAGUUACUGAUACUCUAAGUUUGCAAAAGUUGUACAUUCUAUCAGCUGCAUCUUUCGGUGCAUUGGAAGAAGUUGACACUAUUCAAUUCAUCACUUUGCCAGCUAUCUCUACUUUCACUACCAACUUGAAGAGUGCUAACAUCAUUUACGUCUCCGAUACUGCUUUGGAGACCGUCAAUGCUUUCACUUCUCUACAAAAAGUUGCUUCUUUCAACAUGAACAACAACAAGGGUCUAGGUAACUUGGAAUCCGAUUUGGAAACUGUCUCUGAUUCUUUGGAAUUUUCUUCUAACGGUAAUGAUGCUAAUGUCACUUUUGAUAAGUUGAUUUGGGCUAACAACAUUACCAUUAGAGAUGUUGAGUCUGCUUCCUUCACUAACUUGGAAUCUGUGAACCAAUCUUUGGGUUUCAUUAACAACUCUAUCUCUACUCUAAACUUGUCCAGUUUGUCCUCUGUCGGUGGUUCUUUCUCUGUGGUGUCUAACGAUGAAUUGACUGAGGUCGAUGCUAAGAACUUAACCUCCGUUGGUGGUGGUUUCGUUGUCGCUAACAACACUGACUUCAAGAGCAUCAACGGUUUCUCCAAGUUGGCUACAGUUGGUGGUGCUCUAGUUGCUACUGGUAACUUCACUGAGUUGGACCUAUCUUCUCUAAAAUCCGUCAAGGGUGGUGCUCAAGUUGACACUUCUUCUGGUAACUUCUCCUGUGAUGCUUUGAAAUCUUUGCAAAGCAAGGGUGCUAUCCAAGGUGACUCUUUCGUUUGUAAGAACGGUGCUACUUCUACUUCUAUCAAGUUGUCCUCUACUUCUGGCUCUAGCUCUGGCUCUUCUUCAAGAACUGCCACUUCUAGUGGUGCUAGCAGCAGUGGUUCUGUUUCUGAUUCUAGUGACUCUUCUAGCACUUCAACCCAUACUUCUAGGGGUGCUGCUGCCGCUGAUUUCGCCCCAGCUGGUUCUAUCCUGGGUGUUUUCGCAGCUGUCGCCGCUGCUCUAUUGUAA